UUUUCGAUUUCCCUACAUAUUAUAUUAUUCGUAUACAAUAAAAUAUUAAUUAUUGUAUGUGGAUCGCACGAAAACGGCGUGUGGCCUACAGUGACGAGCGGGCAAUUGAGUUUUAUUGUAAAUCGAACGCCGUCGUGCAGCACGCGUGUAUGACGUCAUAUAUAAAUACAAUAUGCGAUAAAUAUAGAGAAAUAAAAUAAUAUCGUUGAAACGGCGGCGCGCGGUGGAAUCGCGAGUUUCGCGGCAACUAUCAUUUUCUACUCGUUUUUGUCCAGUCAGAGUGGCGCGCACUGCGCAUGGGUCGGCCGCCGGUUGGAAACCGCCGCGUAGGGUGACGGUGACGGAUUUGAGCGUGAUGGUAGAGUUCCGCGGGGGCAGUGUUCUGCGGAGUGGAUGAUGGCGGUGGUGGUGUGGAGGCCCUUAUAGAUUUUGCCCUGGACGAGUGGCGCCCGCGCGUUAUCCACUGUCGUCCCUGCGCGCGCGAAACUUUCUUCCCACCGCUGACGCUGUCGCUCGCGUGCGUGCGCGCGCGGGUCGGCGUCGUCGUCCACCGCCGCCGCACAGCACAGCACAGCACACGCACACGCACAGCGCAGCGCGGCGCACGGCCACGGCGAGACGUUCACGGGGACGACCGCGCGUCGGUUGCAGCACUAGCGACGGCGGACAGCAUCACCACCACCACCGCGGCCACAGACAGCCACGCCAACCGGCGGUGGCAUUUGCACGACUCUUCGUGGCCAUGAAUUUCCGGGUGGACGCUAAUCUCGGACACGGUUUGACUAUUUCGCCGUACGAUACUAAUAACAAUACGUUUAUGCGAUACCGUCCGUCGACGACUUUUAUGCGGACUGAUCGGACGAGAUGAGAAAAAUUAUUAAAAAACGGAUAAUCUGGAGAAUUUUUCGAGAAAACUGUCGAUUAUUUAAGAUAAUAGGAGAAAAUAUGACGGGUCGGCAGAUCCGUCGUUUGCUGUACGGACUGCUGAUUUUGGCGUUAUUUGUCAUUGUUAUACAUAGUGGCCGUACUGCGUAUUGGCUGGCUAAGGAUGGACAUUACUCAGGACAACCGCACCUCUCCACCGAGGACCAGCCAGAUUACAACGAACAACAGAACUUACAAUAUUUAGAGUCACCGAUUCAAUCUUUACCAACAUACAGUCCUUUAAUGAUGGAACCGAACGAAAUUUCAAAAUCGUUAUUACCAUGGUAUUUUAAAGAUGGCCUGCUGAGGCCAAGCAGAGCUAAAAAGAAUAUGAAUACUGGACAAAGAACUACACAGGUGUGGCCUAAAGAACAAAAAAACGGUGACCGCGUUGAAAACCAACUGAUGUUCAUACCGCCUAAUUAUCGAUACGACGAUGAACCGAAAAAAAAAAUUUUACUUUUCAAUGGUUUAAGUAGUUGGAUGGUAGACGACGGACAGAGUGUAUUUAUCUCGAAACAAUGUCCGGUGAAUAGAUGCACAAUUACAACGAAAAAAUCAGAAGCUCCAGACGUUGACGCAAUUUUAUUUCGUGAUCAUUUCUCACAUCCCGGUCACAGGAAAACUGGUAAACAAGUAUGGAUUUUAUAUUUUCUCGAGUCACCGUACCAUACGGAACUGAUCACUUACAACGAUGUGUUCAACUGGACAGCGACAUACAGACACGAUAGCGAUAUUGUCACGCCAUACGAACGAUGGGCUUACUACGAUCCGUCAGUGACACAAGUUGAACGAUUAGAACGAAAUUACGCGUUUAACAAAACGAAACAAGUGGCGUGGUUUGUAUCAAACUGUGGUGCCAAAAACGGCAGAUUACAAUACGCCAGAGAAUUGGCCAAAUAUAUAUCAGUAGACGUGUACGGCGUGUGCGGACAAUUCAAGUGCCCUAGAUCGGACAAGUGUUUCCAAUUGUUAGACCAAGAUUACAAAUUUUAUUUGGCUUUUGAGAAUUCCAAUUGUCUCGACUACGUAACAGAAAAGUUUUUCGUUAACGGCCUCCAGCACAACGUUCUGCCAGUAGUGAUGGGUGGGCGCCGGGACGACUACGAGCGGAUAGCGCCCAAGCGAUCGUACGUGCACGUGGAUGACUACGAGUCACCUAAGCGGCUGGCCGAGUACCUGCGGCGGUUGGACGCCGACGAUGACCUGUACAACGAGUACUUCCGGUGGAAAGGCACCGGCGAGUUUAUCGAUACGAAGUUCUUCUGCCGGCUGUGCGCGAUGCUGCACGACGAUGACGCACCAGCCAAGCACUACCGAAACGUCAACGACUGGUGGCGUGGCCAGGGCGUCUGCAACAACGCUAUGCCGUGGCGGCGGUUCAUCGAGUCGUCUGUCGAGGCCGGCGAAUCGGCAGGCCCGAAACCAGCGGUCAAUGGUGACUAGCAUUUACCGCGGGCGGCGGCCGCGGCGCUCGACUACAUCACGGGGCACUGGAGACGUCAGCGCCGCCGUCGCCGCCGCAUCGUCGUGCAGGCGUCGUCAUCACCGUCGCCGUCGUCAGAAGUCGACUUUUGGCGUCCUGGUGGCGCCGCUCGGAAGACGCUGCCGGUCACCGCGGUGGGUCCACCGCCGCCGCCGAUGCCCACCGUACCGCCGCCGUCACCUGCACGCCUUAACGUCCGGAAACAGCCACCGGAACCGGCGCCGCCGCCACACGUGCGCAUGUCAAGCGCUGCGCGGAGACGACGUAGGGGCCGCCGGAAGAACUUUCACGACGGGUCUCGGCCUGCUUCUGCGGCACAUCGUCAUCAUGCGUAAACGGUUCUCAUCGAGUCAUAACGACAAUUGCAUGUAACCUGAAGCAGCUGCAGCAAGUACACGCCAUCGUAUCUAUAUAAUAUGAUAAAUCGUAAUAAUAUAUAACAUUAUAUUGAAUUCGCCAAAACCGAUAUUGUCCACUGCCAACCCCACUCGAAAAUAAUAUACAGUCCGCAUAAGCCGAGCACUUUCGUACUUUUAACUAUGUAACUAAAUGGUUUAUACCAACUACAAAUGGUUGUGUGGGUCGAUCCGAUUCAAUCCGAUUGGCGGCUGUCGACGGCGCCUCGUUCAAUCGACCAUCCACCCACCACUCAUCCAGUCAAAUGUCAUGAGCAUCGAGAACGGUGUCAAUUUGUUUUGUUGUACAUAUAAUAUUAUUGAUUCUCCAAGAUAUAAGACCUGGUCGUUGCGUCAAUACACACAGACUUUUUUUCCGAUUUACAUGGGUACACAAAUUGUACAUUCACAAUAUUGAAACGUUUAAAUAAUAAAUAUGAUAUUAUUCCAUAAUAUUGACUAUAGUAGUUAAAUACAACUUAUAUAAUAUAGUCAAAAAGCGAAAAAGUACAAAUUCGUUCUAUAGAAGUACAAAAUACCUGUACAAUAGAAUUGAGAACAAUUUGCUAACAAUAACUAAUAACUAAUAAGUACCUAUUAUACUAAUAUUAUAUGUGUUUACAGUGGAUUUCAGUGCAUAAUAUGUAUUAUAUAUUUAUAUCUAUGUAAUACGAGUGUCAUAAAAAUUAAAAUCGUCUUCCACUGGUAUAAUAUUAUUGAAAUUAUACAAUUAUUAUAUUUAUAAAGUAUCUUUAUACAAAUCAAAUGUUAAUAUCGACUGAAUUAUAGAUACAAUAAUAGACAUAAUUUUAAACUUCUUCAUUCACCGAUGUAAAAACCGUUUUUCAUAACACUGUUAUAUAUUAUACAUUAAUUAUUCUCGAUAAUCUUUAGAAAAUUGUAUCAAUAUAUAAUAUACGCAUAGUACCUAUUAUUGUUUGUUAAGUAGUAUUUUUUCUAAAUAUUACAUUAUGACGCCUAGGUUGUUAUUGUUAUUAAUAUUAUAAUGCACAAUAUAUUAUUAUUUUAUACCUCCUGUGAUAACAAAGUGAUAUUUUUUGAUUACGAUAUUAGGCGCAAAUAAGCAAAUGUAUGUAAAAUAUUUCUGAAGUGCUUAUAUUAUAUAUAAUAUACCUAUGUAUAACGUAUGCUAUUACAUAAUAAUAUAUAUAAAAAUACCACGAUUUGUAUGUAAUGACUACUAAAGAACGCGCCAUUUUCUCAUAAAUAUACUUGCGCCUAUUCGAUAUUGUAUUAAUAUACUAUUAUUAUAGUAAAUUAUCUUAAGUUUAGUGUUACCUAUAAAGUUAAAUAUUAGAAGGAACUUUCAAUACAGAGCUGCUAAGCAUC
Acyrthosiphon pisum (pea aphid) is the source of this 4155-nucleotide messenger RNA. Its product is annotated as glycoprotein 3-alpha-L-fucosyltransferase A. Bases 865 to 2370 code for a protein of 501 amino acids. Gene Ontology annotation, molecular function: fucosyltransferase activity. The record is from RefSeq and is a predicted model, not a curated record. NCBI's taxonomy places the organism in Eukaryota, Metazoa, Arthropoda, Insecta, Hemiptera, Aphididae. The transcript has 6 exons. Gene Ontology annotation, cellular component: membrane.